AUGGGAACCUUUGCUGGUCAUUUGUACCCAGGGCUGUUUCUAGUCUUCUAUGGACUGUAUCAGGCAAUAGUGGUCUCCAAAGCUGCGAUAUUCAAUGACUCUCUCCUGUAUUCUUCAUGCCCUCUCAGGAAUAAGGGAAGAUGGGCCAGGCUGUGGAAACUAUCCUAUAGAGGUUUGUUGAAGAUGGUGACUGGCUCCCUCUUGAUAGCUUAUGAGAUCAGCUGUGUCACAGGAGGGUUGAAGCUGAUGAACAGGGAGCUGCCACCGAGAUUUAUGUACCCCAAACAGUGGCAGCACCUCACCAUGUUCAUCCUCCUCAGCCUCAAUGGCUGUGUAGAUGUCACGAGCAAGAACUUGCUGCCUCAGAGAUGUGUACUCCUAGAAAAAGGUACCCUGGUCCUGACCUUCUACGUGCUUCUGCUGCUGCUGGUGUCACAUGUUCAGGACUCAUCAGGGGUGGAGCUGCAGAUUCAUUCUCUGCUCAUCUUGGUGGUCUUUCUGCUGAUGCUGGUGUUGACUGUAGAGCUCUGGGCUCCCGACACAUCUUACCUCCUGAUGAUCGAGACCUUCCUCUUUCUCCUGAUGGGCUCCUGGCUGAUACAGGCAGCCUUCAUUCUGUACAGACCUGUCACGGGCUACCCAUGGCAGGACGAUGACAUCAGCGACAUCAUGUUUAUCACCACUUUCUUCUGCUGGCAUUUGAUGAUCAAUGCUUUGUGCCUGUUGGGAAUCUAUGGUGUCUCUUUCUUUUGGCAUCAUUGUCACAGUCCCAACUUGAAGCUCAUGGUGACUAAAGAAGCUCCAUAUGCCACGAGCACUGUAGGAUCCCUCUACAAAUUGCUGCAGGAAGGGGAGCAGGCAGAGAAAGAAGAACAGGCUCUUCUCCUUUCAAAGAGUUCGCCCUGAGACAGAACCUAGAUGCCUGGCACAUGGUCCACUCCAUCUUCCUCGUUGUGGGUUCUCCCAGACACGGCCAUUGUACCCUCUCUGGUCCCCAGAGAAGGUAACGGCCAUGAAGGAGAGCAGGUGGUCUCCCCAUCUGCUGGUACAUCUCCUGUCCCUGGAACCUCUAAUCGCUGAGGAGAUGAGGAGAGAGAGGCCUGAGAAAGGGACACUGAUGGGGUUUGCGGGGGGGUGGUGGUAGGGGACCAGGGGAAUAGGUAAGUGUGCAUGAAAAGCCCUGGUGGGAGAGAAUGCAAUAAAAGGAAAAAGAGUGGAAUCCAGCAGUCAUGCUGCCAACGGCUGCUUCUCCAGUCUUUUACUCCAAGAAUAAAGACUUCUCACAAAUCAAAAUUGUGAUGGUGGGUAUUUCUGUUUGCCUUCGAAAGUGACACCACCAUGUGGAAACAGAUAUAGUACAAUUCACUUUCCUACCUGGUUGAAGUGAUAAGAAUCUCAUAUAUAUUUUUUAAACUUGGGUAAAUUACCAUGUUUCAAAUUUUGCACAUAAAAUGAGAAUUAAUACUUUCAUAUUAAAAUUUUUCAAGUUUCCAUAAACCGAUUUUUACUAAAUGCUGUCACAUUUUUAUUCCUGACUUCUAAUCCAGCCAAAGCAAGGUGCUUAGCUACUUGUUUAACCACCGCCAGCCCCACCAGCAACUUACUACAUCUUAAUUUACUACGUCCUAACUUGUGCCUUUGCCAAAGGACAUGCUGUACAAUUUAGAAAAUGCUAUUGCCAGUCACAUAUUUACUGCACAGUGCUGUUUUCUACCCAGCAUUAAAUCUCCUUGCACUACUACCACCAAGAAAUACUCCUCCAGAAAAUUCUCCUCUACUUCUUUGAUCUGGAACUUUUCAGCAACUCUUCUAAAUCUGCUGUUAUUUUGUCCAUGCUGCUGUUAUACUCUGCUUUGUCCUGUUUCUCAUAUUGUCUUUCGUGGGGAGGUUUUGCCUCACCAACUGAAACAUAGGCUCCUUAAGAGCAGAGAAUUUGUUACAUCCUAGUUACCGAAUUUGCUCUGCGUGUUCCAGAGGAAUAAAACGUUGUCCUCUACGUGGUUGAUGUUUAAUAAAGUCUCUGCUUCCAGAGCCUUCCUUCCUGUCCCUCCCAAAGGUAACGUCUGACUGCGCCGUGAACCUUCAGGGAGGCAUCCACGGUCUAAAGUCUGAAUCAUCUAAGCAGCAGGUCCACUCUCUUCCUGGUCUGUGUGCAAAAUAAACUCCACUGGCCUGUUUAAAAUCGUUUCUCUGUAUAUCGUUGUUUAAUAUAUCUACAUAAGGUACACACUGUUGGCUUUCCGAAAGUCUCCAUCACUAAGGCUCCAAAGGGUUCAUUUGUCCAAAGACUCACUGCUGGUCAGAGACAUGGCAGCAACUUUAGCUGGUAGGUCUGAAAGUCAAGCCCUUGCUUCUGUCGUCUGGGUUGGAGUGACUGAUCCAGAGAAUAAAAUGGGUAGAAAGCGGGCAGCACAGAGACCUAGAGCGCAUGAGUAGAACAAUGCACUAUCCCACAUCCUUCUAAAGAGCAUGUGCACGUCACACUUCCUCUCUCUAUACCCCCAGGCUCACCGGGGUGUGGAAAGGCUGAGGGGCCUCCUCACGCCUGGCUGGGGCUUACAUUUCUGGGUACAGGUCAGAGUGGAACCUGGGACAACAUGUUCCUCUGACUAAGUAUUUCUAAUCCUCUUGUUUCUCCUAUUACACCUAGUUCCUAGGCUCUUUCUUAUUAUUUUUCUUCUGGGCUUGCAUUUUUUUAUUGCAAUUUUUAAAUACAGUCAUGGUAAAUGAUGAGGAAACACAGAAAACACUUCCUCAUUGCUCUUAACAAGUCUUUUGUGCCCAAGUUCUAAAUUGCUAAGCAAAUCUCUGAUAAUUAAUGAAUUUCUUCCAGUGUAACACAGUCGGCCCUCCAGCAUCCGUGGAUGCACCCACAGAUACAAAGAGCCUAAGACUCUUGAGCAUCUGACAACUUUGGUAUCCCUGAGGGGUCCUAGAACCAAUCCCCCACAGAUACUGAGGAAUGACUGUCCCUCAUAAAACAUAACUUCUGGGUAACAUACUUGCAUUUACAGAAACAUUCUUAAAUUAAAUGCACUCCCAAUAAAAAAAUUCUCAAUAUGACAAUUUAACAGAAUUUAAUUUUAACGGAACUCAGCAAAACUGUUCUAAAAUCUGGGAAAGAAAUACAGAGAGGAGUGCAGGUCUUUUUUUCCCUAGAAGUAAAAAUGAGGAAUAAAUUGCUUCAUCAGCUUUCAUAAUACUUUAUAAAUAUUCGAUAAUUAAAACUGUGGUGUUGGAAAGAACAAGUAUGAUAGGUUCAUAAAUCAACAUAGUGUAAUAUAAUAGAGACUCUAGAAACAGAAAUAGGUAGUGUAAGAAUUAAAUAUAUAUUAAGGAUGGACUCUUCAAUUAAUGUGAGGAAUAACUGGCUCUCCAUUUGGGGGAAUAAAAAUCCACUUAAUUUCUAACUCACAGAACUCAUGAAAAAAGAUUUAUAGAGCCUGCGCUGGAGGUCUAGUGGUUAAGAUUCAGGGCUGUCACUGCUGAGGCAGCUGGGUCGUUUCCCAGUUGUGGAACCACACCACCCAUCUGUCAGUUGUCACACUGUGGCAGUGGUUACACAGAGAACUAAACUAACAACUAGGAUAUAUAACCAUGCACUGAAGCUUUAAAAAAAAAAUUAUACGUGGAUUGAAAAGUCAAACAUGAGCAACAAGGCUGUAAAAAUGUUUUAAAGGAAAUCAAGGAAGAUAUUUUACAGCAGAAGACAUGAAAAACUUUCUUGAGCAAGAAAAAAAAACUCUGAAACGAUUACCCAUUUUAUUUAGAUAU
Messenger RNA from Equus caballus (horse), 3774 nucleotides. The record is from RefSeq and is a predicted model, not a curated record. NCBI's taxonomy places the organism in Eukaryota, Metazoa, Chordata, Mammalia, Perissodactyla, Equidae.